This is a messenger RNA of Drosophila hydei, 1574 nucleotides long. Its product is annotated as cytochrome b561 domain-containing protein 2. The coding region runs from base 313 to 1179 and encodes 288 amino acids. Gene Ontology annotation, molecular function: transmembrane monodehydroascorbate reductase activity. Lineage: Eukaryota; Metazoa; Arthropoda; Insecta; Diptera; Drosophilidae. The record is from RefSeq and is a predicted model, not a curated record. The transcript is spliced from 4 exons.
UAAAGUCGAUGGGCGUACUUCUGACUCGCAGAAACAAAAAAUUAAUUGCACGUCAUAUAAGUUCGCUAUUGGCUUUCAAAUAAGUACAAAUAGUUUCCGUGAACUUGAAUGAAUAAAAAACAGCACAGUCAGCCUUCCAGCCUCAUAAAAUAGUUGUUGGACGCAAUUAUCAGUCGGCGAGCUUGUUUUUGUUGUAACUAAUAAAUUUAACACGAAAAUAACAUUAUUGUUUCCCACUGAUAAGCACACUGUGCGCAUUGAUUACAGGGUAUUAAGACCAUUCGAGUGAAGCCUGCUGUUUUUCGGGCCACGAUGACAGAACAUCUCCCGCCGGUCAUCAGUAGCAAUCAGAAAGUCGCCGACUACGGCAGCACGACGAGCGCCAACCUAGCUAAGAAUCAGCAUUCGCAAUCGCUUCCAACCGGUCCAACAGCUCGUCCACAGCGAUCGCCCUCCUUCCUGCAGCUGAACGCAUCGGCGGGUGGCCAUCGAUAUUCAAGAAUGUCGCAUAAUAAGCUGCAUAGUGAUUCCCAGCAGCCGCUGGAGCGUCUGGAGUACUUUCUGAAUGUGCUCAAUCAAAUGUGCAUUGGAUUCAUAACCAUCUACAUAUCCUACCUCACGCUGCAAACGGGUCUCGCAGGCACUGGACUGCACGCCUGGCUGGUUACCAUUGGGUUCUCGUUCUUCAUGGCGGAAGGUGUAAUGGUUCACUAUGGUGGCAACGUGCUAACAAACAGCUACAAGAGAACCACAAAGACCACAAUCCAUUGGAUUCUAUUGACGCUGGGCGGCGGCUGUGGGGCAGCCGGUGCCCUGAUCAAAAUGAUACAGAAGGGAUUUCUGUUGAAGUCCACCCAUGGCAGAUUGGGUUUGACCGCCUUCAUACUAUGUCUACUGGCCAUGAGCUCCGGAUUGGCAGCUCUCUGCUCGGCGCGCGUUAAGAAACUGAUCACGCCGCUGCUAAACAAAGCAUUCCACAAUUUCCUGGGUUUCGCCUGCUUCGUCAUCGCCUUAGUCACCCAGUACUACGGAUAUGAGACGGGUUAUUUUACGCACCGCACUGAGACUGACCUGCAAAUCUUGAUGAAGUGCUUAACACUUGUUUCGCUGGUGCUCAGCAGCUACGGCCCAAUGAAGGGACUCUACCACAAAAUAAAGUCCAUCUCAAGUCAAUUCUAAAGCGGACAGAUUAUUCGCUGACCUCCGGCGAACUGCUCUGUGUGAUGAGCUUUCCUUAUCGCUUCCCCGCGACAAUCUAUUAUUGUAUUUAAAACUGCUUUAGACUUAAACACCGUGAAUUCCCCAACAAUACAUAACUCACGCCGGUACACCUAGCUGUUGGAAUCCCCCAUGAGCAUAUUGGCCUGCAGUUCAAGCAAAGUUAAAGAUAAGAUCGGUAAAUUAUAUAGUCGUUGCCUUGUGCUGGUCACGUACAACUCAUUCGUAACACGAAUCGGAUUACUUUUGACAGUAUCAGCUAUGCCAACAGAUAGUUGUCUCACAUGCAUGCCAAAUUAAACAGGCCCUCAUUUUAAUACAUAAGAAUAAAAUAUAAUUUCAAGACUAACUUCAAC